ACUCACCACUCCUCCACGCACGCUUCCCUCUUCCCGCGUGUGUGCCGCACCCUCUCCGUGCCACUCAGCGCUUGAUGCCGCGCACGCCGCCUCGGCAGCCUGGCUCGCGCCCCGGCACGGCCAGCAGCAGCAGCAGCGCUGGCACGGGACACCGCAUCGCCGGCGUCGCCAGCCGCGGCAGCAGCUUGACGCGCGCCGCAGAGUCCUCGCCAGCCGCAGCGGCCUCGCAGGCGGGCGAGGGCAGCGCUGUGUCUGGAGCUGCACAUAUGGCCAGCCGCGACGCAGAGGCAGCGCCAAAGGCCCCGACGCCGCGUGCCGGGAGCAGCGCGCCAGUGACGGUCAUGUCGAUCCGCGGCGCGGCGCAGCGCAGGGGCGACUCGGCCACCGCCUCGCCAGCAGCUGUCGCAGCCAAGCUGCCGCCACAGCAGACUGCAGCGCCCGAGCCACCUGCACCGGUUGAUGCCGUCCUCGAGUCGCAGCCGGCCACGGCUGCGCCAGCAGAGAGCUCGCGGGUGCCAAGCCGCGAGCUGGCACACGCUGCAGCCUCAAGCCGUGCAGCCGAAGACAGCACCAAGCGGAGCCGCUCACCGCCACGCAAGUCAUCGGACCCGUCGCCGCGCCGACAAAGUGCGCGGCCGGAUCGUGACGCCGACGCAGACGAGCGGCGCGUGCGUCCUCGCAGCGACGCUCCGGCCUCGGAUAGGAGGGGGUCGCUGAGCUACGGCGAAGCACGCGACAGGGCCACGAGCCCGAGCAAGGCAUCGGAGGGCCGCGCUGAUCGCCGCGACUCAGAGCGAGACAGGCGCCGCAGCGGCGACGACCGGGAGCGCCGUCGCAGCGGUGAGCCUCGCUACGAGCGUCGGGACGAGGAGCGCCGCGAGCACUCGUCUCGGCCGAGCGACUCUGGAAGCAGAGAGCACGAGCGCACUCGCGAGCGCCGCACCUCGAAUCGAUACGAGCGAGACGACCGCGAACGCCGGCGUGACGAGCCGCGCAGCGACCGCUCAGAGAAGCGCGAGCGGCGCGAGAGCGGCGAAGUCUCUGGCGAGCGAAGUGAACACCGCAGCAGGGACGGCGGGCGCGAGGGCACCUCGGAGCGUCGCAGCAGCCACGCUCGAGAGGACCGCGAUCGCGCAGGUCGGGAUGCCGUGCGCGACGACAGCCAGGCCAGCCGGCGGCGCGAGCGCAGCCGCGAGAGCGACCGGACGCGCGACGACGACUCCCGGCGGCCUCGCAAUUCCGACCGGCGCGAGCGGAGCAGGAGCCGCGAGCCUCGCGAGCACGGCCGCGGCAUCGGUCGCGACGAGCGGUCGCGCCACGAGGAAGGGCCGCGUGGAGAGCGUGCUGGGGCCAGGGACGAGCCAUAUGGGCGUCGCCCCGAGCGGCCUGUACUCCCCGGCGUCACAGGUGAUUCGUGGAGGCCCGCAGCCAGCAGCUCGCACGCGCCGCUCGAGCCCGAGCCGUACGCGCGGCGAUCAGGCUCCAACGGCAACGACCACGCCAGCAACAAUGGCUGGGGCCAGCGACACCUUGACGACUCUUCGCGCUUUCCUCGCGACCGCUAUGGCGCACCCGGAGCACGCGACGACCGGCGCUCGUACGACAGCCAUCCGUCGUCCUUUGAUCACCGAUCGUCCGACUCUGAAGCCCGUGCGAACCGCACCUCGGACGGCUGGGGCUCGAGAGCUCGCGAGCGCUCGCCGCCGGGCAGAGGCGCACAACAGUGGCGUCCUGCGGAUCGGCGCGCCUCGCCGCCGCCGCUGGCUCCGCAGAUGGAUACGCGCCAAGGAUCAGGCAGGCUCGAGGACGACAGAUCGCGGCGUUCGCCGCUCCCUGUCCGACCAGCCUCGCCUCCGUCUGGGCCUCACCCUGAUGGCCGUAACGGCGCUACGUCGCACAGCUCGCGCGUUGAUGCAGGCCCGCUGACUGGGCCAGCUGCACUACGGCCAGCUGCAGAGCCGGCGUCGCAUUCCGGCGCCGAAGCGCGUGCCGAUGAGCUGCCGCGUGCCAGGUCUGUGAAGCGAGACACCUCGCCGCCGCCUCCGCCAGCUCCAGAUGCUGCGUCUCAAGCGCCCGAGCGCGAGACUCCACAGCCGCCGGCAGAUGCGCCGCCGCCCGAGCCCAGCCCGCCGCCGCCGCCGCCGGCCAUGGACGAAGACGGCGACGUCGAGAUGGGCGUCGAGGCGGGCACGAGUGCGCCGCCAGAGGCCUCAGCUGCAGGCAACGGCGUGCCCGGCGCCGGUCCGCGCAUCAGCGGGCGUGCGCUGCGCCGCCUGCGCCCGCCGCGCGUGCCGCUGGACCAGCGCAAGUUCACGGGCUGCAGCUCGAUCGACAUGUACGACGUCGGACAGAAGCUGGGCCAGGGCACGUUCGGCGUGGUGGAGCGUGCUCGUCACAAGAUCACGGGCGCGGACGUCGCUCUGAAGCGCGUGACAAUCCACGACGACAAGGAUGGCUUCCCUCUGACUGCCAUCCGCGAAAUCAAGCUGCUCAAGCGCCUCUCGCAUCCGGCCAUCGUGCCCGUCAUCGAGAUGGCCUUCCGGCCCGCGCCAGAGGCCCGCCGGCCGUCCGAGAUCUACAUGGUCGAGCCGUACAUGGACCACGACCUGAACGGCAUGCUCGAGAACCCGAGCAUCACCUUCAGCCCGUCGCAGAUGAAGCUGUACAUGAAGCAGCUGCUCGAGGGCACGCUGUUCAUGCACAAGAACAAGAUUCUGCAUCGCGACAUGAAGGCCGCCAAUCUGCUCAUCAACAACCAGGGCCAGCUGCAGAUCGCCGACUUCGGCCUUGCGCGUCCCUAUCACGACGCUGGACCCGGGCACGCCUGGCGGCGCGGCGGCUGGAAGGGCGGCGACGCAGCGCACCCAUACACCGCCAUGGUUGUCACGCGCUGGUAUCGUCCGCCGGAGCUGCUCGCUGGCGAGCGCAAGUACGGCCCGCCGAUCGACAUGUGGGGUCUUGGCUGCAUCCUCGCCGAGAUGGUCCAGAAGGGUCCGAUCUUCAAGGGCACGUCGGAGAUCCACCAGCUCGAGCUGAUCUCGGAGAUCUGUGGCUCGCCAAACGAGAUUAACUACCCAGGCUGGUACUCGCUACCCGGCGUCAAGAACGCCGAGCCGGACGGCCGCCAGACGGCCAACGACACGCCGGGCCGUCACGACUUCGGUCAGCACCGGCGCAACGUGAUCGGGCACUUCACGACGGGCCCUCUCUUCGUGCGUCGUGAGCUGGCCGACCUCAUCGACAAGCUGCUCGUGCUCGACCCGCGCAAGCGCAUGACUGCAGAGGAGGCACUGCAGCAUGAGUGGUUCUGGCAGCCGCCGUACCCGGCGCUCGCCACAUCUCUGCCCAAGUACGAGGCAUCGAAGGAGAUUGACCGCCAGCAGCGGCGCGACAAUCGCAAGCAGGUGCCGCCGGCGCCGAUGCCAGCGGGCCCGUCGGGCGUGAUGAGCAGGCCGUCGUCGGGCCAGCACAUGCCGUCGGGCAUGUCGAUGACCGGCCCUGGCCCUUCACGACUUGGACCGGGCGGCGGUGGCGGCGGACCCAUGCGCGGCCCUCAGGGCAUGUCGUAUGGUGGCCUACCGCCCCGGCUCAUGCAGCCGGUCGGCGCUGCAGCGUACAAUGGCGGCGGUGCAUACGACGGUGGCUACGGCGGCCGGCCGCCGAUGCACCAGCAGCAAGCAUACCAGCAGCAAGGCGGAUACGCGCAGCAGCAAGCCGGCGCGUACCAACAGCAGCCGCCACAGCAGCACCAGCACCAGCAGCAGCAAGGCGGCAGCUACGGCGGCGGCAGAUACCCGCAGCAGCAGUACGGCGGACCGCCGCCUCCGCAGCGGAACUACGAGUACUGAGGCCGGACGGCGAGCACAACUGCGCCGUCCCUCGCAGCUUCUUGCAUCGCCUGGCGGAAUACGAUGCCGUGGCAUCGAUCGGGUG
This is a messenger RNA of Tilletiopsis washingtonensis, 3933 nucleotides long. Its product is annotated as Pkinase-domain-containing protein. Gene Ontology annotation, molecular function: cyclin-dependent protein serine/threonine kinase activity; ATP binding. The record is from RefSeq and is a predicted model, not a curated record. Bases 75 to 3848 code for a protein of 1257 amino acids. Gene Ontology annotation, biological process: protein phosphorylation. Gene Ontology annotation, cellular component: nucleus. NCBI's taxonomy places the organism in Eukaryota, Fungi, Basidiomycota, Exobasidiomycetes, Entylomatales. The transcript is spliced from 7 exons.